AGGUGCUUCCCGGCUUGCUGGUCCAAUCCUUCCAAAGCCACAGAGGGCACGGAGGGCAGUUCGGAGGCUGUCCAGCCAUGGAAGGCACCGGGGAAGUGCUGAGCCCGCUCUGCCGGGCAUACAUUUACGCCAUCCAUGGCUACUUCUGUGAGAUCCUUUUUGUGGUCCUCAUCCUGGACGAGGACUGGGUCUUCCAGGGACCCCUCAGCGCCUGCUCCCUCCUGGUCUACGGCACCUGCGGGAUGGCCAUGGAGGGCAUCUACCUGCAGCUGCGGGGGGACUGCUGCCUGCUGACCCGCUGUACUCUCUACACCGGCUGCAUCUACCUCUGGCAGCUGGGCACCGGCUACCUGCUACGCUGCCUUGGCGCCUGUCCCUGGGACCACAGCCAUUUCCACUACAACUUCCUGGGGCUCAUCGCCCUGGAGCAUUGCUUGCUGUGGUUCGUGGGUGCCCUCCUGCUUGAGAGGCUGGUCAUCGCCCCCACCCUGCGCCUCCGCCUGGGACCCCUCUGGAAACCCAAGCAGCGCCCCGUCCCCAAGUUCGAGCUGUCCCACGACUGACCGCGGCUGCCCCGGGCAGAGAAGCGAGGGAGCGCCUGGCACUGCCCUUCCUUGUAUGCCGCCUGCUCCUGCCAACCCCAUGGAAUGUGCCCCUUUCUCAGUCCCGAUAAGGCCGCUGGACAUGUCUGCCGGGUUGGGCAGGUGCUGCCGCUGGACCUGGGGAGAGAGAGCCGAAUUCCAAACCUCCCCGAGCCAGAAAGUGAUGUCAGGGCUGGCUUUGGCCUACCUCAACAGAUUGUUGUGAAGACUGGCUGGACAACGCCCUUGGCGCUCCCUGGAGAGAAGGCAGAGAGUUGACUAUGAAUUGCGACUGUGGUGGGGCUCGGUUUUGUGAUGUCGCGUGAUGCACGGAUUUGUUUCCUUUUUUUUUUAAAGAGUAACUAUUUGGAUAGAAUAAGAGAGUUGGAAGGGUCCUUGGAGGUCUUCUAGUCCAACCCCGCUGCUCAAGCAGGCAAAUAAAA
Ahaetulla prasina is the source of this 1024-nucleotide messenger RNA. RefSeq names its product transmembrane protein 229B-like. The coding region runs from base 78 to 563 and encodes 161 amino acids. Lineage: Eukaryota; Metazoa; Chordata; Lepidosauria; Squamata; Colubridae. The transcript is spliced from 2 exons. The record is from RefSeq and is a predicted model, not a curated record.